This is a messenger RNA of Xenopus laevis (African clawed frog), 2505 nucleotides long. RefSeq names its product golgi phosphoprotein 3 (coat-protein) L homeolog (gene golph3.L). The record is from RefSeq and is marked predicted. Gene Ontology annotation, cellular component: trans-Golgi network; cytosol; Golgi apparatus. Gene Ontology annotation, molecular function: phosphatidylinositol-4-phosphate binding. NCBI's taxonomy places the organism in Eukaryota, Metazoa, Chordata, Amphibia, Anura, Pipidae. Gene Ontology annotation, biological process: Golgi vesicle budding; retrograde vesicle-mediated transport, Golgi to endoplasmic reticulum; Golgi organization.
AGUAGGUCCGUGCCACAUCCUUUAUUGACGUCACCGUGAGCCGCCAUCUUGGAUCGAGCUGCUUGUAGCCGCCGCUUACAGUCAGACAACGGAGGAGCGGGGAGAAACCGUACAGGGCGCGGCCUCAUGAGCUCGGCCCGGGGCGGCAGAUAGCCCUUCCCUCCUUAUAUCGUGUAUUUGGGCUCAGCUGUUUCUUCCCGACAUGACGUCCCUGACCCAGCGCAGCUCUGGGCUCGUACAGCGCCGGACCGAGGCCUCCCGAAACGAGAGAGCGGCUGAGGGGGAGGAAGAGGAGAGGGACCGGGAUGGGCAGGAGGAGGACGAGCGGGCGGGGGACAAGGAGGCCAGACUCACCCUCAUGGAGGAGGUGUUACUGCUGGGCCUGAAGGACAGAGAGGGCUACACAUCCUUUUGGAAUGAUUGCAUCUCCGCAGGCUUACGUGGCUGUAUGCUGAUUGAGCUGGCAUUAAGGGGAAGGAUCUCUCUGGAAUCUGGUGGUAUGAGGCGCAAAAGUCUACUUGCACGAAAGGUUCUUUUCAAAUCUGAUGCUCCAACUGGUGAUGUUAUGCUUGAUGAAGCCUUAAAACAUAUAAAGGAAACUCCAACCCCAGAAACAGUGCAAAGCUGGAUUGAGCUUCUCAGUGGUGAAACCUGGAAUCCGCUAAAGCUGCACUUCCAGCUAAGAAACGUGCGUGAGCGCCUAGCAAAAAAUCUCGUGGAAAAGGGGGUGUUAACCACCGAGAAACAAAACUUUCUGCUCUUUGACAUGACGACACACCCCCUGACCAACAACAACAUUAAGCAGCGAUUAAUCAAGAAGGUACAAGAAGCCGUUCUAGACAAGUGGGUGAAAGAUCCCCAUCGCAUGGACAAACGCUUGUUGGCUCUCAUCUACCUGGCCCACUCCUCCGACGUCAUUGAGAAUGCAUUCGCCCCACUUCUGGACGACCAGUACGAUCUGGCCAUGAAAAGAGUGCGGCAGCUGCUGGACCUGGACCCGGAAGUGGAGAGCACCAAGCCAAACGCUAACGAGAUCCUCUGGGCCGUCGUUUCAACAUUCACAAAAUAAAUACGGGAGCAGACUCAUAGGAUUGCUCGUAAAAACCAGUUUGUCUUUGCUCAACACUUACAGUUGUUUUUAUCUUUGCUUUAUUUCGAGUCUGCUGAUGUUACGUGGGAUACGACCAACUCCAGAGGCACUAACUUGUGAAGGAAUGGCGAGAGAAGAAGUUCUGCCAUAUUGGCAUUCCACUGCUUAAAACUUUAUCCAUGAAUAAAACUCACAUUUCUGAAAGGUUCGUAUGAGAGUUAAAUGGCGGCUAAGUGCAUGCAACCGGAAAGAAACAGAAGGUGCUGCAGAAUAUCAAUGUAAAUUGCUCCCCAAGUUGAUUGUGUGGUCCAGGUGCACCAGACCCUCCGCUUCAGGGAGCAGCAAACUGAAAUGAACCUCAAGAAAAACAGGGCUAUUGGCACAGGGAUUCCACAGGGCCAAAAUAAUAAGUUUAAAAAUGGGUCUUUAUUAAUCAAAGUUAAAGUAUACAUACAUCUCCUACGCGUUUUGUACCCCCAGGGUACUUAAAGGGCACGUAAAAGCAAAAAAAUAAAAUCCAAUUUUUACUUUAUUUAAUGAAAAAGAAACCUAUCUCCAAUAUACUUUAAUUAAAAAAUGUGUACUGUUUUUAUAAGAAAUCUGACUGUAUGCAGUGAAAUUCUUCCUUGAUUUACUGCUGUGGAUAGUAAUUGUCAGACGGUCCCUAACUGCUCUGCAGGGAAACAAUCAUACUUAUGAACAGCAGGGGGAGCCUCCGCCUUACUUCCCAGCCAUGCAAAACUCAAGCAGCUUUGUUUCCCUGUAGAGCAGUUAGCGACUGAGUAGAGAUUUGUAUUGGAUUUUAUUUUUGCAUUUACAUCCCCUUUACUGUUUCCAACUCCAGCUGCAGGGACAAAGAUCAUGGAGCCAGAUUUAAACCGAUAAACUGGAAUUCCCGUUGAAGGGUUAUUUUGCUGCAGCCAGUGGUUCUUGAGAGUUGGAGAAAGUUUGCAUUAAACAAUACAAAAACUAAAAUCCACAUUAGAUUACAUGACAACACAGGACCCAGUGCAGUCUGUAUAUUCUGAUUAUUAAUCAGUCUUUUUGUACCGUCAUCUGGCAAAUAUUAUUUGACUUGUUUUGAUAAUUUAUGACGAUCCCUAAGCAGCCCAGACCACACUGAGCAUGUGCACAGUCUUGCAAAGAUGUUUAACAAAGUUAAAAGAUGGUGACCCCCCCACCCCGUGGCCAACUUUAAAAGCAUAAAUCAUUUGUUUGAUUAGGCUUGUGGUGCAGUAAGUUUAUGUUUAGUAUACAAAAUUUCUAGCCUUAUUCUAUUUUAGACUUUACUUCCCUUUUAAUCGUGGGCUAAAAGUUUUUACCCCAUGAUUAAGUACCCUGGGGUUAUGAAACGCAUAGGGCCUAUGAAGAUGUAUGUAUACUUUAACUUUGAUUAAUAAAGACCCAUAUUUUAA